CACUGACUGUACCUUAGGGUCCCUACAUUGCAUCCCAUAAUCUUUAGUGAUAACGCAUCUUGCCAAAUAUAUGAACAAUGAAAUAACCAAUUUGUCUCUCGAACCGGCUUGCAGAAAAUUUUGAACGUUCGUUCACGCACUACCGGUCCGUCAAGUGCAAGUUGCUCAUACUCUGAGAUGUCAAAUGUCAUAAUUAAUACAAAACAGGCAUAAUAAACGACGAUUGUUCGAACAGCUGUUCAACAAUUUUAGAUGCUGGUCAGUAAGUUAAUAUCGUACAAUGAGCAUGGUCACUAACGACAUACAAGGUUCCUUAAAAGAAGCUUUGUACGAGACUUUAACUGGAAUCUUAUCGCCACAUCGCGAAACUCGUCAAGCUGCUGAACAGAGAAUUCAAGCCUUAGAAGUCACAGAGGAGUAUGGAAUACACUUGACAGAAUUUGUUGUGGACCCUAAUGAACAUUUACCAAUCAGACAAUUGGCCUCUGUCUUACUAAAACAAUAUGUUGAGGCACACUGGUGUUCAUUGGCAGAAAAGUUCCGUCCACCAGAACUUAACCCUGACACUAAGCAAAAGAUCAAAGAGUUACUACCUUUAGGACUUCGAGAAUCUAUUAGUAAGGUACGCAAUACAGUGGCUUAUGCAAUAUCUGGUAUAGCACAUUGGGACUGGCCUGAGAAUUGGCCUUCCCUUUUUGAGAUUCUUGUCAGUUGUUUAAGGACAGAAAGUGAAUAUGCCGUUCAUGGAGCAAUGAGAGUUUUGAUAGAAUUUACACGGGAUCUCACAGAUGUUCAGUUACCCAAUGUGGGGCCUGUUAUUGUGCAGGAGAUGUACAGGAUAUUUCAAAGUGAAAAUUAUUCCAUCAGGACGCGUCGUCGUGCAGUUGAGAUUUUCGCGACUGUCACGACUCUGGCUGUUACGGGGAUUUACGAAAAGGGAUUUAUAGAACAGUAUCUACAGCCAGUCAUUCCUAUGUUCUGCGAGAAAUCAGUCGAGUGCCUCAGAGUGCCUAAUGGCCCAUCUAGUGACAUUGGAUUUAAAACGGAUAUUAUUAAAGCUAUAAGCGGUCUUGUUACGAAAUUGCCUAAGUAUGUGUCGGGCUUUUUACCUCAAAUGUUACCAUCUGUAUGGGAGACGUUGUCGCAAAGCGCAAAAACUUAUCAGGAAACGACGGUGAAUGGAGACGAAGACAUUAACGACAAGGAAGUCGAUUCCGACGGCGAAGUAAUCAACUUUAACAACCUAAUUAUCGCGAUAUUCGAGUUUGUUCAGUCCAUAACGAAUCGUAAGAAAUUUACGAAUUUGUUGGAUAAUCUAUUACCGGAACUCAUGUAUUAUUUGAUAAUAUUCAUGCAAAUUACGCCCGAUCAGAUUCAACUGUGGACGAAUAAUCCGAAUCGAUUCGUUGAGGAAGAUGAACAGUGCUUCAUUUACAACGUUAGAAUCUCAGCGCAGGAGCUUCUGACGACCCUCGUCAAUCACUUCGCGGAGGUGGGGAUUCAUGCGCUUUGCGACGUCGUGACGCGACAUAUUGAAACAACGAACGCCUUAAAAGCUAGCGGCGAUGGUGGUAACAGUAACGAGACUUGGUGGAAAAUACAGGAAGCCUCUAUCAUGACACUGAGCGUUUGCAAGGAUAUCAUUGUUGAGAAACAACAGGGUGGGACAUUGCAGUUCGAUUUUAUUCGAUUUCUCGAUACGGUUGUCUUGGGCAUGCUGAAUGAUUCAGGCUCGCCUCCGUUACUACUCGGUCGCUGCUUAUGUCUCGGUGGACGGUACGCCCAGAUAAUGCCGCCGGAAGUGAGCUCGCGAUUUGUCGAGGCGACGGUUAAUGGCUUACAGGAAAAUCAACCGUCUUGCAUUCGCAUUAGCGCCGUUAAGGCGAUCUAUUGGUUCUGCGAGACGCCGUCCGAGGAAUCGGUUCCCAACAUAAUACGCUGUCAUUUACCGAACAUUUUCCGCGGAUUGUUUAAUCUAGCUAGUCAGCCAUCCACAGACGUUCUGCUUCUGGUCAUGGAGACGUUUCACGUGUUAAUUGCGCUACAUAAAGAAUUUACAGCAUCAGUGGAAAACGAGAUUUGUCCUUUGACAAUUGCAGUGUUUCUAAAGUUUCAUAGCGAUCCGUUGAUGUUACAACUAUGCCACGACAUAUUCAAGGAAUUGACUCAGAAUCCGGGCUGCAUCGGGCCAUUGCAAACUCGUAUAAUACCGACUCUUACGAGUAUGAUGACGAUAACGUCAAUGGACAAAUCGAAAGAUGAGGGAUUUCGAACCGCGGCGUUGGACGUUCUGAUAGUCUUGGUGCAGUUUUCGCCGUCACCUCUGAGUAACGCAUUGCUUGAGACCGCAUUCCCGGCUGCUUGCCACUGCGUUCUCAACUCGGACGACCACAUGACGCUGCAGACUGGCGGUGAACUUAUACGUACGUACUUGGUUGUGUCGGCUCAGCAAGUGAUUACGCACCAAGACAGCGAAGGACGAACCGGAUUGCAGUAUAUACUGGAGAUCAUCGGUCAGCUACUGAAUCCGCAGAUGAGCGAAUUCACUGCCAGUUUUAUUGGGCGUUUGGUGACCACGUUGAUCAGACGCGUGGGUAACAACCUCGGCGAGAAUCUCGACGUACUGCUGAGAGCAGUGUUGAGCAAGAUGCAGACAGCUGAGACGCUAAUCGUCAUGCAGAGUUUGCUGAUGAUUUACGCACACCUCAUAAACACACACUUCGACGCUGUGCUGAAUUUUCUAUCGACUAUACCUGGACCCACGGGACAUAGCGCUCUCGCGUUCGUAUUGUCCGAAUGGGUGAGCAGGCAGCACCAAUUCGCCGGCAGAUAUGAUUGCAAAGUCGCGACGGUCGCGUUAUGCAAAAUCUUGGAGUACGGAGUCACUCAGGGAGACAGUAGAUUGAACGAGAUCACUGUCAAAGGAGAUCUCAUCAUCUCAGGGAUUGAAGAUGGCGUAAGAACUAGGAGCAAAACUGAGUCGCGGCCUUACGAAUGGACUACGGUGCCUGUACUUGUAAAGAUAUUUAAAGUAAUAAUCAACGAAUUUUCGGACGAAUUGGAGGCUGUUGGUGCCACUCCAGAUACGAAUGAAUCCGACGAGGAUGACGACGAUGACGAAGGCGAAGAAACAUGGAUAGAUCCUGGAACCGACAAUAUUUUACGACUAGAUGCUUUGAAUGCAGGCUACGGCGACGUCGACGAGGACCCGGAGUUAGUGCAUGACUCGAUUUACCACCUGAACAUGAGCCAGUAUUUGCGCGACUUCCUACUGAAUUUUUCCACUCAUCACUGCUUCCCAAUGUAUCUCCAACACCUGAAUGUGCCAGAGUUGAAAGUUCUAGAGAACAACAUAAAUAUCAACGCGCUCAUGUAAUAGGAUAAUUCACAUCGAUCAGAAUAAUUUUUGAAUUUCAUAAUAAACGAGCAGUCUUUUUUUCUA
This is a messenger RNA of Odontomachus brunneus, 3442 nucleotides long. RefSeq names its product importin-9 (gene Ipo9). Gene Ontology annotation, molecular function: small GTPase binding. Lineage: Eukaryota; Metazoa; Arthropoda; Insecta; Hymenoptera; Formicidae. Gene Ontology annotation, biological process: protein import into nucleus. Gene Ontology annotation, cellular component: nuclear envelope; cytosol. Bases 281 to 3376 code for a protein of 1031 amino acids. The transcript is spliced from 14 exons. The record is from RefSeq and is a predicted model, not a curated record.